Messenger RNA from Hyalella azteca, 1589 nucleotides. RefSeq lists its product as uncharacterized. NCBI's taxonomy places the organism in Eukaryota, Metazoa, Arthropoda, Malacostraca, Amphipoda, Hyalellidae. The record is from RefSeq and is a predicted model, not a curated record. The transcript is spliced from 3 exons. Bases 116 to 535 code for a protein of 139 amino acids.
CAGGGAAGCUCCAGUUGUAAUGUGAGAAGUAGAUACUUUCCAGUUUCCACAUGUAGUAGGUUAGCAGUUUCUAUCUGCAUCCUGCAGUGUGUGUAUUUGAACUUUGGGGGCAUCAAUGGUGGCAAGAACUAAGAAGGUGGCAUCAAUGGUGGCAAGAACCAAGAACAGCAAUUUGAAAGAAGAUCCUAUUCCAGAUCAACAUCUGCCAGCCACAUUGCUAAAUGAUUCUACAAUUGAGAAUGAAGCCCCUGCCAUGAGGAGAGCACAGGACGGUAUUGCUCUUCACGGCACGAAGCCUCCAUUUGCACGGCCUUGCUACUUCAGUCCUCGCGAUCAACUCUGCAAUAAAGUUCUUGGCGAGACUCGGCUACCACCUUCUGCGCUUCUGCCAGGAACUACUUGCGAGCCUCUACCGAGAUCUUCAAUCAAAUCUCUCAAAGGACAUCUCGUGAAGCUCUGCCGUUGCCAUCGUGCGAAACGCUUCCAGGACCGACUUUUCGACCUCUGCCAUGACCAUCCUGUGACCUUCUUUUAGGACCGACUCCAGAACCUCUUUCAGGACCGUCCCACGAACCUUUUCCAAUACAUUGUCAACUUAUGCCUGACAAACUUGUUGGAAACUCUCUUUAAAAAAAGCUCUACUCUAAAAGCUAACUCCAAGAAUAACUCCUAACACAAAUAUUUCCUACCUACAAAAGCUAACUCUACUCCAAAAUCAAACUCUUCUUCAGUGCAUCAGCAGCAUCACAGCGUUCAGAAAUCCCAUGCCUCACAAAUAAUGUCUUUAGAAAUAUAAGCCUGCCAAAUGAAGACUUCCGAUUGCUAUGUGGAGGUUCCUAAAAAUGAUAGGGUAGCUUUUAAAUAUGUUGUUGGUAUCAUUGCUCACAAGUUCCCCCUAGUUUGUUCAAAUCUGACCGAUACCGGGAGUCGAAUAGCGCACGUGAGCAAAGGUGGCCUCACCUUCAUGAAGCCGUAGCUAAUCCGGAAGUCUUAAGAGUGCCUCUAGACAGCACCAUGGUGUUGAAGUGAAGCCGGGACCUGCUGCUACCGCCCAAUUAAUGAGCAACAUUGAUUAAACCUGCAAUAUACUGGUACCUCAACACACAGUCAGAUUUUACUUUCGCACGCGGUUGAAUUUACGAAUCCGAUGUCUUAACAAGAAACUACAGCUAAAAAGUUUUUGUAAAAAAAUUGAACAAACUAUUGAGUUGGUAAGUUGACUCCAAAUUGUGCCUGAGACUCCUUAAACCCGAUCUCGCAAGGAAUGAAUGUCUUGCUUUCUACUACUGCUUGUACUUGGAUAUUAUUCCAAUGUGCGUUGGUCGCAGAGCAGCAAACAAUCAUUUCUGCCUCGAAUAUUGCACUGAUUAUGUGUUCGUUAGUAUUUUUCCGUACAAAGUUAUUCUGUGUUCAUAAUUUUUGAUACGUUUCAAUCGCAAUAUCUUCUGUAAGCAUCCUUAUUCUAUCGCAUCUGCAAUUUGCCUCGCUCAAAUUAUGAGGCAUAUAAGCGAUCAUCUGUGAAGAAUCAUGCGUCUUAUUUAUCAGUUAAAUAAAUUGUGCUUCGAAUUGAUUUUGGUAUCUUCUGGGAA